CCAGCUUUGAGGGAUUCUCGGCUGCUCAAGCAUCAACAGGGUUUAAUGACUAUAAAGCUGUCAGUGAAGGUAAACGUAGUGUGACUAUUUAUUUUUCGCAAAUCAAGAUGAGCUUUUCCAAAAACGUAAAACACCAACGGCUGGAUACUACAGCCGAUAUGUCCACUAUACUGCAUGAACUAUCUGAAAGCACCACGCCGAUUGUUACUACUCAGACUACCACCACCGUGCAAUCCAUUGCAUCUGGUCAAAAUGGAUCUUCAGACGAAUCGAGUCAAACGAUAUUGAUAGUUUUGGGAUUGCUCUUAGGAAUUCUCGUGCUAGUAUGCUGCGUUCUUGCCUGCAUACUUGCCAGACUUAGGAGAAAAGGUUUUUGCACAGUGCAAGGUAGAAAUCAAGAGACGUGCGACGAAGAGUGCCCAGGAGAAGAUAUGGAUCUCGGACAAUCAACAAAGAAUUCAGAAGCAUCAGUGAAACAUAUGAAUUCUCGGUCGUCGGAUCAAUUGCUCAAGAAGUAACCUAACGCAAUAGAUGUUUCAUACUCUGAGGAUGAUUUUAUAGGUUGGAGAUUACGACUGAGCUAGGAUUUGGAAUAAAAAAUGUCAUAUUAACU
Molecule: messenger RNA, 613 nt
Organism: Neodiprion fabricii
Lineage: Eukaryota; Metazoa; Arthropoda; Insecta; Hymenoptera; Diprionidae
Exons: 2
Coding region: 108-518 (136 amino acids)
Source: RefSeq, a predicted model, not a curated record